UCGGGUUACAAGUCAGACUCUCUAACCAUUAGGCCACGACUGCCCCCAUUAGGCCAUGACUGCUAACAGAGCAUGGAAAAAUAAUGAGGAGAAACACAAGACAUUUGCUAAAAGUGCCUCAGAGAGAAAUAAAAAUCAAUGAGAGUGAGACAAAUGAUCGGGAAAUUGCAAAGCAAAAUGAACAAUUAGAAAUGCAAAGCAAUACUAAAGAAUCUGUAACUGAAAAUAGACAAGAUGCUGUAGAACAAACAAAACGUCCUAAGACACAAAUAAUAAGGCCAAAAAGACUAAUAGAUGAAAAUAGAUGAAAAUUUGUUACAAAUUUUGGAUAAAUGAAAACAAUUUGGUGUAAUAUUUGUAGUCAUGGGUGUCGGAACCAUAAUAUGACCAAUAAUAUUGAACCCACCCAUUUUUACCAUCUCUAUUCAAUGCAUAUGUCUUUUUUUAUAACUUUUCAGAGCGCCGCCAGUUGAAAUAAAUUCCACUUGAGGAAUGCCCUAAUAAAUUAAUCUCCAUUCCACGUGUGCAUGUGUGUCUGCGUCACUGCCCUUCCCCCCUCUGCAGUAUAAACUGGUAUGAAAGUGAAAAUCAGGAACUCCAUUUAGUGUGGAGUGAAAACUAAAAGAUUUGAGGAGUAAAAACACAAAUGAUGGAGGGAAAGAGAUCAGACUCACCAGAACCCAGCUGUGUGUCCAUGAAGAGUGACCAGUCAAUGGGAGAACCAAUACACUUCAGAGACAGUUCUACUGAUGUGAGAAUGAUGGAGGGAAAGAGAUCAGACUCACCAGAACCCAGCUGUGUGUCCAUGAGGAGUGACGUGUCAAUGGAACCUCCACUUCUCUUCAGCAACAGAGACAGUUCUACUGAUGUGAGACCACAAAAAUCAAACAUCAGCACAAAUCAGCUGGACUCUAUAUUCAAGGAGCUGGAACACAAAGUCAUCACUCUGAUAAAGAAUGAGCUGAAGAGGUUUAGGAAGCUCCUGAGUCCAGAUUACCCAGCAUGCACUGAGAGGGAGGUGGAGGAUAAGGAGGAUCUGCACAAUGUCACAGAGGGAGCGCUGAAGAUCACACUACACGUCCUGAAGAACAUGAACCACACAGAUCUCGCUAACACACUGCACAACAAACUCGCCUCUGUGUAUCAGACAAAGUUAAAGUCCAAUCUGAGAGAGAAGUUUAAAAGAAUUAAUGAAGGAAUCUCACAGCAUGGAAGCUCAGCACUUCUGAAUGAGAUCUACACUGAGCUCUACAUCACAGAGGGUUGGAGUGGAGACAUCAAUAAUGAACAUGAGGUGAGACAGAUUGAGACAGCAUCCAGGAGACCAGCAACACAGGAGAAACCCAUCAAAUGUAAUGAGAACUUUAAAGACAAGUCCAUCAGAACUGUGCUGACUAAAGGAGUUGCUGGAAUUGGAAAAACAGUCUCUGUGCAGAAGUUCAUCCUGGACUGGGCUGAAGGAGAAGUAAAUCAGGACGUCACCUUCAUGUUUCCACUUCCCUUUAGAGAGCUGAAUUUGAUGAAGCAGCAAAAUCUCAGUCUGAUGAAACUUCUUCAUCACUUUUUCCCAGAAAUAAGAAAACUAGAAUUGAUAGACUGUGACUCCUACAAAGUGGUGUUGAUCUUCGAUGGUCUGGAUGAGUGUCGACUUCCUCUAAAUUUCCAAAACAAUGAGAGAUUGUGUGAUGUGACAGCAUCAGCCUCAGUGGAUGUGCUGCUGACGAACGUCAUCAAGGGGAAUCUGCUUCCCUCUGCUCUCCUCUGGAUCACCACAAGACCAGGAGCAGCCAAUCAGAUCCCUCCUGAGUGUGUAGACCAGGUAACAGAGGUACGAGGCUUCAGUGAUCCUCAGAAAGAGGAGUACUUCAGGAAGAGGAUCAGUGAUCAGAGCCUGGCUGAUAACAUCAUCAGUCACCUGAAGUCUUCAAGAAGCCUCUACAUCAUGUGCCACAUCCCAGUCUUCUGCUGGAUCUCAGCCACUGUUCUAGAGAGAAUGUUGGGUGAAGCAAAGCGUGGAGAGAUCCCCAAGACUCUGACUCAAAUGUACACACAUUUCCUGAUCUUUCAGAUCAAACACAAGGAACAAAAGUACCAUCAGAAAUGUGACCCUGAUCCUCAGCAGACCAGAGAGAGUAUCAUGGCACUGGGAAAACUGGCUUUCCACCAGCUGGAGAAAGGAAACCUGAUCUUCUAUGAGGAAGACCUGAGAGAGUGUGGCAUUGAUGUCAGAGAAGUGUCAGUGUACUCAGGAGUGUGUACCCAGAUCUUCAGGGAGGAGUUUGGUCUACACCUGGGGAAGGUGUUCAGCUUCGUACAUCUGAGUGUUCAGGAGUUUCUGGCUGCUUUAUAUGUAUUUCUCUGCUUUAUUUUAAGAAAUAAAAAUGUGCUUGUGGGACAAGGCACUGGACCUUUUAAUUUCUUCAGAAAUCCAAACCUGUCUGAUCUCCUCAGGAGUUCAGUGGACAAGGCCUUACAGAGUGAGAAUGGACACCUGGACCUGUUCCUCCGCUUCCUUCUGGGUCUCUCACUGGAGACCAAUCAGAUUCUUUUACGAGACUUAAUGCCACAGACAGGAAGCAGAUCUCACAGCAAACAGGAAACAGUGAAGUACAUCAAGAAGAAGAUCAGGGAGAAUCCAUCUCCAGAGAAAUCCAUCAAUCUGUUCCACUGUCUGAAUGAACUGAAUGAUCAUUCUCUAGUGCAGGAAGUACAAACUUACCUGAACAGAGGAGGUUACAGACGUCUCAGUGACACCAGACUCUCUCCUUCUCAGUGGUCAGCUCUGGUGUUUGUGUUACUGAACUCAGAACAGGAGCUGGAUGUGUUUAAUUUGAGUAAAUAUGAUCGAUCACAUGAAGGUCUUCUGAAGCUGCUGCCAGUGGUCAAAGCCUCCAGAAAAGCUGAUCUGUGUCAGUGUAAUCUGACAGAGGAAAGCUGUAGAGUUCUGUCCUCAGUUCUCAGGUCAAACUCCUCCAGUCUGAGAGAACUGGACCUGAGUGACAAUAAACUGCUGCAGGAUUCAGGAGUGAAGCUGCUCUCUGAUGGACUGAAGAAUCCACACUGUACACUGGAGAUACUGAGUCUGUGUCUCUGUAAUCUGACAGAGGAAAGCUGUAGAGUUCUGUCCUCAGUUCUCAGCUCAAACUCCUCCAGUCUGAGAGAUCUGGACCUGAGUGGCAAUAAACUGCAGGAUUCAGGAGUGAAGCUGCUCUCUGAUGGAAUUACAGAUAAAGGUUGUGCUGCUCUGGCUUCAGCUCUGAGGUCAAACUCCUCAUCACACCUGAGAGAACUGGAUCUGUACAAUAAUAAUCCAGGAGAAUCAGGAGUGAAGCUGCUCUCUGAUCUACUGAAGGAUCCACACUGUAAACUGGAGACACUACAUCUGCGUGGGUGUAAUCUGACAGAGGAAAGCUGUAGAGUUCUGUCCUCAGUUCUCAGCUCAAACUCCUCCAGUCUGAGAGAACUAGACCUGAGUGACAAUAAACUGCAGGAUUCAGGAGUGGAGCUGCUCUCUGAUGGACUGAAGGAUCCACACUGUACACUGGAGAUACUGAGGAUGCAGCUCUGCAGUAUUACAGAUGAAGGUUGUGCUGCUCUGGCUUCAGCUCUGAGGUCAAACUCCUCAUCACACCUGAGAGAACUGAAUCUGUACGAUAAUAAACCAGGAGAAUCAGGAGUGAAGCUGCUCUCUGAUCUACUGAAGGAU
Messenger RNA from Tachysurus fulvidraco (yellow catfish), 3706 nucleotides. RefSeq names its product NACHT, LRR and PYD domains-containing protein 3-like. Gene Ontology annotation, molecular function: protein binding. The transcript has 11 exons. NCBI's taxonomy places the organism in Eukaryota, Metazoa, Chordata, Actinopteri, Siluriformes, Bagridae. The record is from RefSeq and is a predicted model, not a curated record. The annotation marks the transcript as partial.